AUGUUGACUCUCGAUGGUUCCACGCUCGAAGGAGGUGGUCAAUUGGUUCGUGUGGCUUUGUCACUGUCCUCAAUAUGCUCCAUUCCUAUACGAGUUACAAAUAUCCGAGCAAACCGGUCCUCGAAGAGCACGCGACCCUCGAGCAAGACGACAUCUAACAAUCCUAGACAUGGCCGCGGUACGAGUAGCGUGGGCGGUGGGCUCAAGGAGAGUCACCUCGCGGCGCUGAAUUGGCUCGCUGAACAAUGCAAUGCAGAUGUCCAUGGCAACCAGGUUGGAUGUGCAGAGGUUAUGUUCAAACCUUCUCUAAAGACGGCAUGUUCUCGACUGGAGACCGUGAACCCGACAGAUAAAGCCCCAGAUUUCAUUGCGCUGGAGAAGCCAGGAAGCGUCUGGCUGAUCUGGCAAGCGAUAUUUCCCUACAUCGCAUUACGGCUCACAAAUCCUCCUCAGGGAUUCCCUUCGCAACCUCCUCAACCAUUCCACAUCACUCUCAUGGGUGGCACGAAUGUCCCCAAAUCCCCAUCGACCGAGUACAUGCAACAGGUCUUCCUCCCGCUGUGCGAACAGAUCGGCCUCCCCAAAGUCGAUGUGCGUGUCAUUCGGCGUGGCUGGGCCGGCAGUGCUUCUGAGAUCGGCCGUGUUGAACUCACGGUGCAUCCCAGCACUCAGCCCGAGGCGCAUGUGUCACCAGACAGUGCCGCGAGACUGAAAUCACGACAUCUUUUGGCCCCGUUCUUCUUGUCCCGUCGUGGCUCGAUAACAAACAUCACAAUGACCAUCAUAUCAGGCAGCCCGACCACGCAGACUUACCUUCAAUCCGACCUUCGCACAUCCUUGUCAACCAGACCUAUCUUCUCGUCCGUGCCAAUAACGAUACACCCGUCAUCAGGACUCUCCGGCGACGAACGACGGCUAUACGUCCUUCUCGUCGCGCACACAACUGACGGCCACAGGCUUGGGAGGGACUACCUGGGCCCGGGACGCAAGGUGACAUCGGACGCAGAUCGAAGGCGCGUGGUGGCCGAGGCCGUCGCCCACGUCGUGGGUGAUUUCACUAAGGAAUGCGAAUCCAAUGCGAGCGUUGACGAGUUCGCAGAGGACCAGUUGGUCAUCUUCCAGGCGUUAGCUGCCGGGGUGACGAAUGUUGAGCCUCGGCGGGUUGCUCAGGCUGAUCAACAAGGUCUACUAACUCGGCAUCCUACUGACCCAGGCUCGAAAGGUGGUUUGGGAAGUCAGAAUAGAGCGACGGGAAGCCUCCAUACACGCACGGUACGCUGGGUAUGCGAACAAAUGCUAGGCACCGAGUUUGACGGACACGGCGGCUGCAAGGGGAUAGAUACUUGA
This is a messenger RNA of Exophiala spinifera, 1347 nucleotides long. RefSeq lists its product as uncharacterized. The transcript has a single exon. Gene Ontology annotation, molecular function: RNA-3'-phosphate cyclase activity. Gene Ontology annotation, cellular component: nucleus. Gene Ontology annotation, biological process: RNA processing. The record is from RefSeq and is a predicted model, not a curated record. Bases 1 to 1347 code for a protein of 448 amino acids. NCBI's taxonomy places the organism in Eukaryota, Fungi, Ascomycota, Eurotiomycetes, Chaetothyriales, Herpotrichiellaceae.